This is a messenger RNA of Scleropages formosus (Asian bonytongue), 560 nucleotides long. RefSeq names its product ribosomal protein L32 (gene rpl32). The record is from RefSeq and is a predicted model, not a curated record. Gene Ontology annotation, molecular function: structural constituent of ribosome. Gene Ontology annotation, biological process: translation. Gene Ontology annotation, cellular component: ribosome; cytosolic large ribosomal subunit. The transcript is spliced from 4 exons. Bases 103 to 510 code for a protein of 135 amino acids. NCBI's taxonomy places the organism in Eukaryota, Metazoa, Chordata, Actinopteri, Osteoglossiformes, Osteoglossidae.
UUUGAAUUUGACUUACACGUCCUUACUUCUCCCAUCAUCCUUUGCGGCAUCUUCCUCUUCCUCCGUACUGUCUUCAGAGAAGGCAGACCUACAUUUGACACCAUGGCUGCCCUCAGACCUUUAACCAAGCCCAAGAUUGUCAAGAAAAGGACAAAGAAGUUCAUUCGCCAUCAGUCGGACCGCUAUGUCAAAAUUAAGAAAAACUGGCGUAAACCCAGAGGUAUCGACAACAGAGUCCGCAGGCGAUUCAAGGGCCAGAUGCUAAUGCCUAACAUCGGUUAUGGUAGUAACAAGAAGACUAAGCACAUGCUGCCCAGUGGCUUCAAGAAAUUCCUGGUGCACAAUGUCAAAGAACUGGAGGUCCUGCUGAUGAGCAACAGGACCCACUGUGCUGAAAUUGCCCACAACGUUUCUUCAAAGAACAGGAAGCUGAUUGUGGAACGUGCAGCACAGCUGGCCAUCAAGGUCACCAACCCCAAUGCCAGGUUGCGCAGCGAGGAGAACGAGUAAUUUGGGCCUGUUUGUUGGAUACUUCAUGUUUAAUAAAGUGACAUUUAAAA